GGUGACGAUCGUUGACGAUCGCGUCGGGGCAGUCGAAUCAGCAUGUCCUGCCAUUAACCGACCGGGAUUCGACGGUCUUGGAGCGCACAUGGCACGCACAUGCUCGGCCGAGAUCAAUAAUUACGACAAUCAUUAAUCACAGAACUUCUCUCCUACUGUGAUAAACUGGUCUGGCAUAAGCUGGCUUCAUAAGCUGCUUGAAGCAAACACGGGACUGAGGUUGUCCAGACCAGUCUCGAGACGGCGGGAAUGGUAAGACAUGGCUGUCGGAUCGUGACGUCGCUUGAUGUCGCUCAACCCACUGAGAGACGGCAUCGUGGCGCGUGCGGCUGAGCGCCGAAGGCUGCUCGCCUGAUGUGUUCCGAGAAUUAAAGCAGCGGCGUGCUGGUCUUUCGCUUCGUCUCUGCCAUGUCUGUCCAUUCAUGUCUGGGGUCAAGAUGGUGUCCUUGACGACCUUCAUCCUCGGCGUGCUUGCUUGGGCCCCAUCAACUUCCGCUCGAUCGCCAUCAUCUUAUGGCGCGCCGAAAAUUCAUGAUGAGACCUUCGUUCCGGAUCACGUCCUCCGAGUAACAUUUGCCAAUGUUUCUAUCGCGUGCGAACACCGCCCGUCAGUCCUGAUCAAUGGCACGAUCCCGGGCCCCGAGCUCCGUCUGCAACCCGGUAAACCAACAUGGAUCAGGGUGUAUAACGAUAUGCAAGGAAGCAACACCACAAUGCAUUGGCAUGGCCUCAGUCAACGAAGCGCCAUCUUCUCCGACGGCACUCCGGCUGCCAGUGAGUGGCCAAUCCCGCCCCUGCACUACUUCGACUACGAAGUCUUCCCGGAGACGAAUGAUGCAGGCACAUACUUCUAUCACUCUCACGUAGGCUUCCAAUUCGGCACUGCAUCGGGGCCGUUGAUCGUUGAGGACGUUGGGAAACCGCCUUACGAAUAUGACGAAGAGAUGGUCGUCCAAUUGAACGAUUACUUCAACAAGACCGAUCUCAACAUCACCAUCGGCCUGACCUCCAACCCUUUCGUGUGGAGCGGAGAGACGAAUGCCGUUCUGAUCAAUGGUGUGGGAGUCUCCAACACCGCCACAGCAGGCAAGGCGGGCUGCAGCAUUCCAGUCAUUGACGUCGAACCCGGCAAGAUCUAUCGUUUGCGUUUCAUCGGAGCAACGUCGCUGUCCAUGGUCCAACUCGGCAUCGUCGGCCACGACAACUUCACCAUCGUUGCAGCCGACGGACAAUAUACCAAGCCGCACACCGAGAAGUUCAUGCAAGUCUCCACCGGCCAACGGUUCGAUGUAAUCUUCCAGGCGAAAUCGCAAGCAGAGAUUCGCAACCAAACGGACUAUCUCAUUCAGUUCGAGACGAAAGACCGCCCCACGGUGUACUACGGCUACGGCGUUCUGCGCUAUUCGAACGCGAGACCUACCAUCACCGUUGGUCCGGCUAAACCUCCCCUCGCUCUAUCUAAUGCUACGUACGACUGGUCAGAAUACGCGCUGGAGCCCCUACAAGCUAACAACUUCCCCUCUGCAAGUGAAGUCACGCGACGACUCACAAUCCACCCACGUCAGGUCUUUGGCGAUACCGAUAUUUGGAGACUGAACGGUGUCCAAUGGAAUGAAUCAACGAUUCAAACCACGCCGGCUGACAGGCCCUAUCUCGUGAAUGUCUACGAGAACGGCCCCGAUGCAAUCCCAAACUACGAGCGCGCGCUGAAGAAUAAAGGCUGGGACAAUGUCACGUACACUUGGCCGUUCAAAGUGGGAGAGGUGGUGGAGGUGGUGAUUCAAAAUACAGGGAGUCUGGUGCAGAAUAAUGGCGGUGUGGACUUUCAUCCGUUUCAUGCGCACGGUGGUCAUUACUAUGACAUUGGGAGCGGCAACGGUACCUACAACGCCACGGAGAACGACGAGAAGCUACAAGGAUAUAAUCCCGUACUUCGAGACACCACCAACCUCUACCGAUAUGAGACGGUCACCACGGCUGGAGCCAACGCGGGUUGGCGAGCCUGGCGCAUUCGAAUCGACGACCCGGGUGUUUGGAUGGUUCAUUGUCAUAUUAACCAACACAUGAUAAUGGGGAUGCAGAUGGUUUGGGUCAUGGGCGACUUCAAGCAAAUCACUGCCAUUCCGGAGCCGUAUAUCUCGGGAUAUUUGGCGUUUGGCGGCAGUGCGUACGGGAACGAGAGCUACGCGCCGAGCUACGUGCAUCAGUUCCAUGACUAAAUGGAACGGAGCGUUUCGAUCACCUGGCGUGAUUGAUGUGGAAAGAAGAACACUUGAAAGGUUAGAAAGCAUUGCAUUUAUGUAGUCAAUACUUGGACGAGAUCGAGAGUCACGUGGAAUUAGUCAUCAUAUCGAGCGCCCUCCUAUCCAUCGACGGGCCAACACGAUUUAACACUUUGCC
Messenger RNA from Neohortaea acidophila, 2400 nucleotides. Its product is annotated as L-ascorbate oxidase. The transcript is spliced from 6 exons. The record is from RefSeq and is a predicted model, not a curated record. Gene Ontology annotation, molecular function: oxidoreductase activity; copper ion binding. Lineage: Eukaryota; Fungi; Ascomycota; Dothideomycetes; Mycosphaerellales; Teratosphaeriaceae. Bases 423 to 2219 code for a protein of 598 amino acids.